Messenger RNA from Helianthus annuus (common sunflower), 671 nucleotides. Its product is annotated as V-type proton ATPase subunit G 1. Gene Ontology annotation, molecular function: proton-transporting ATPase activity, rotational mechanism. The record is from RefSeq and is a predicted model, not a curated record. The transcript is spliced from 4 exons. NCBI's taxonomy places the organism in Eukaryota, Viridiplantae, Streptophyta, Magnoliopsida, Asterales, Asteraceae. Gene Ontology annotation, cellular component: vacuolar proton-transporting V-type ATPase complex. Gene Ontology annotation, biological process: proton transmembrane transport. The coding region runs from base 134 to 466 and encodes 110 amino acids.
AUAUGUGCAAUACGCUCUAAAUACAAGGAGCCAACCCAAAUGUUAAACCUUCUAGUCUGUAUAAGAAGACGAACAUCAUAUCAUAUCCAUUUUUUGUCGUGUGCCUCAUCACUCCGAUCUCCGAUUCUUAGACAUGGAUUCUAGCAGGGGCCAGAACGGAAUUCAACAAUUGUUAGCUGCAGAGCAAGAAGCUCAGCAAAUUGUUAACGCUGCCCGAAACGCAAAAUUAGCUCGGCUAAAACAAGCGAAAGAAGAGGCCGAGAAGGAGGUUGCCGAAUUUCGUGCUCAAAUGGAAGCUGAAUAUCAAAGAAAGCUCACUGAGACAAGUGGAGACUCAGGUGCUAACGUGAAGCGUCUUGAGAAAGAAACCGAUGCAAAGAUUCAACACCUAAAGACUGAGGCCGAAAGAAUUUCAGGUGAUGUUGUCGGGAUGCUACUGAAGCACGUGACUACUGUAAGGUAUUAAACUCCGCUUCCAGAAUCUGUUUUGUCUGCAUGUCGGGUUUUUUCUUCUCCAUUUUGCAUGUGUAUCGUCCUCUCUGUUGAUUUCUCGUUAUUGUACGAUUACUGUUCAUUUGUUUUUGGAGAUCACAAACUCCAUGAUGUUAAAAAUGUAAUGAAAAUAUAUAAGGUAUUGGUUUGUGUAUUGAAUUCGGUUAUUCUGUUACAAA